Molecule: messenger RNA, 2238 nt
Organism: Nicotiana attenuata
Lineage: Eukaryota; Viridiplantae; Streptophyta; Magnoliopsida; Solanales; Solanaceae
Product: probable receptor-like protein kinase At5g18500
Exons: 8
Coding region: 468-1970 (500 amino acids)
Biological process (GO): protein phosphorylation
Molecular function (GO): ATP binding; protein kinase activity
Source: RefSeq, a predicted model, not a curated record
AAUUUUCAGAUUCUUGAUAAUCAAUCUCAUUCAUUAGUAGACUCAAUUUCAAAAUCAUUAUACCUCCAAUUUUUGUCUUUUUUUCAUGCUUCUCUUUUACUGUAUUAUAAGGUACUACCAAACACUGAUAACAACUGAUAUUUCUCUUUCCCUUUAACUUCAAAGGAAGGUUUCCUUUUUGGUAUUUGCUUCAAUUAAGGAAGGUCUAUUUUCCAUUUUCUAAACGACCCUCUUUUUUUCUUGGUAUAUUUUUAUAUCUCAUUUUUAAAAAAAUGGGAUUUUUAUAUUGUUUUGGGCUAUGAUUUGAUUUGAAUGGCUUUAUUUCCAAAUGGGGUUUGGGCAUUUUAGAAGUAUAAGAGAUCUGGGGUUUAGAUUUUGCUUCAUUGUUUGGGAAGAAGUUGUGUUAUAGUGUUCUUGGGUGGCUUAUUUCUGCUUCUGGGAUCUCAUUGCAAAUAGGUUCACCAAGAAUGGCAUCUGAUCUUAAUUUCCAACUGUCUAAGAAAACCCAUAUAUUCCAUCUAAAGGUGUGGGUUUUAUUAGCCAUCUUUGUAGGACUUUUUAUUGUAAUCAUUCUUUUGCUGCUGCCGUUUUGCUUUUCUCGUAAAAAAUCCAGAAAGUUUCAUGAUACACUACCCAUAAGCCAAAUUCCUGAUGUGUCUAAAGAAAUAAGAGUUGAUCAAAAUUCAGCAAGCAACUACGGCGGCGUUUACAGGAAUCCCCUUGCAUAUCAGGACACAUACAAUGAGAAAGAUUCGGAUAAGCUUUUGGCACAUUCAAAUAUUGACAAGAUGAAAGAUUUUGACAUUACCAGUCAAUCAGACUCAUUUACUUAUUUAGACAAAGACGGAAUAUUUGAGUCAGGGGAAAAUGGAGCUGCUGGAACAGUAUAUCAUCCUUCACAUCCUACGAGUGUCCCGUCUCCUCUAUCUGGUCUACCUGAAUUCUCUCACCUCGGCUGGGGCCACUGGUUUACUCUGCGCGACCUUGAAACUGCAACUAACAAGUUUUCUAAGGAAAAUAUCAUUGGAGAGGGUGGUUAUGGCAUUGUUUAUCGGGGACAGCUGAUCAACGGAACUGAAGUUGCUGUUAAAAAACUACUGAAUAAUUUAGGACAAGCAGAGAAAGAAUUUCACGUGGAAGUUGAGGCCAUUGGUCAUGUCCGACAUAAAAAUUUGGUUAGACUUUUGGGCUACUGUAUUGAAGGAACCCACAGGUUAUUGGUUUAUGAGUACGUAAACAAUGGGAAUUUAGAGCAAUGGCUACAUGGAGCUAUGCGACAGCAUGGGUACCUUACAUGGGAAGCCCGGAUGAAGAUUCUCCUUGGCACCGCUAAAGCUCUUGCAUAUUUACACGAGGCAAUUGAGCCCAAGGUGGUGCAUCGCGACAUAAAGUCAAGCAACAUAUUGAUAGAUGAUGACUUCAACGCAAAAAUUUCUGAUUUUGGCCUGGCCAAGUUGCUGGGCGCGGGGAAGAGUCACAUUACAACCAGAGUCAUGGGCACUUUUGGAUAUGUAGCUCCUGAGUAUGCAAAUAGCGGUCUCCUGAAUGAGAAGAGUGAUGUGUAUAGCUAUGGCGUAGUGCUUCUAGAAGCCAUCACCGGAAGAGAUCCAGUGGAUUAUGGUCGCCCUGCUCCCGAGGUGAAUCUUGUCGACUGGCUCAAGAUGAUGGUUGGCAGCAAACGCUCAGAAGAAGUGGUUGAUCCAACAAUCGAGACAAGGCCUUCCACAACUGCCCUUAAACGAGCUCUGUUAACAACUUUAAGAUGUCUCGAUCCAGAUUCUGAUAAAAGGCCUACAAUGAGUCAAGUUGUUCGAAUGCUUGAAUCUGAGGAAUAUCCAAUACCACGAGAGGGUCGAAGACGGAGAAGGAAUCAGGCAGGUGUUGAAGAAACAGAAUCUCAUAAUCGAAAGUCUAACACAGAUAGCAGUGAAAAACCAAUUUUGACGAUGAAGAGUAGAAGCGAUAAAUAAACAUAUAAACACACAGGGGCAAUCGCCAGAUUGAUGACUUAAAGUUACUGUCUCUGAAAUGAGAGGAGUGGCACAUAAAGGAUCCAUAAUUUUUUCAAUUUGGUAUAUCUUAUCAUACUUGUAGAUGUUUGAAAGAAUCAUUUUUAUGUGCAUGAAAAUCAGUCAGUAUAUAUAAGUUCCUCAUUUUUUGACUCUGCCUUCUUUACAUACAUGGUUAUGUAUAGCUAGUUGACAUUCUUUUGUCCUAUCCAUAAUUUUUGUUACCUUU